Hymenoscyphus albidus is the source of this 1890-nucleotide messenger RNA. Lineage: Eukaryota; Fungi; Ascomycota; Leotiomycetes; Helotiales; Helotiaceae. The record is from the annotation of a GenBank genome assembly.
AAGGUUGCUGUUGUGCAUCAUCUGGUCGACAAGUCUUCGAAUCAUUGCCUCCAUCUUUCGUAGGUGGACAUCGGUUGUAGGUGCACGAGGCUCAAUUCUUGUAACCAUCUCUUGUAACAUUUCUGGACCGGCUACGCUGUCCUCGCUCAUCAGUGCAUGGCUCGUCAGAAUGUCUGUUUCCACACUCUCUGGUAUAUCUGCAUUCCAAGCACUAUAAAGGCUAUUCCAGGUGGCCGUGUUCGCAUCGAUCCCACCAUUGGAGUUGAGAGGCUCGAAUGGUCUGCGUUGAGCAUAAGAGUACUUAUUGAUUCGCCCAUCCGAAUUGAGUGUACCUGACUUUCGCACGGGAUCUAGCUCAGGCUCCGUCGCGUUUUCGUGUUUAGUUGCUGGCCUUGCAGCACUUUCAGGGUUCAACUCAUUCUUGAGCCCAUCUACGACCUGAUGCCAAUUCGUGACUUCAUUAUCCACUUGGUCUUUCAUCGAAGGCUCCGGUAUAUUGGUGACAGGCUUCCCAGCUUUGACAUCUGCAAUCGCCUGAUCCCAAGCCUUCAAUCUUUCCUCCUUCACCCGGGCAUCUGCGAGAGCAGCCGUGGCUAGAAUUGAGGAGUAACAUGCCGUAAUGAAUUCGCCUGCGGUGGGCUUACGCCUUCGUAUUCCUGCGGUGGUGGUUCUUCGACCGAUGGCUAUGGUAGAGUGUAGACAGGAGCUGCAAUGACAGGAUGACCUGAUCUGCGCAGUGCGAGACCAAAGGCUUUGCAUAUUAGACGCAUGUUGGACCUAUGGGAGUUUGCCUAAUCAAACGUCGCGCUACUCAAUUGCGUAGCAUAUCAAAUGGCAAUUGCAUGUGACGGAGGCGUAGGCAUUUUGGAAGUUCGAGGUUGAUGUUGAAGUUGAUGUGGGAUGGGUGAUGGGAGCGAUUUGAAUUUCAAAAGUAUUUCGUGCUGCUUUAGAAGCCCGCAAUCGAGGAGCCCCUCCAAAUUGUCCCCUCCCGCCAUCUCAUCACUUGGAUACCUACCUAUACACUCGCACAACAACACCAAAUCUGAGCAAGCAGACCGCAUCUAUGUUGACUCUUACUCUUACUGCCGAACUCAACGGGUUUGUAAUCAACUUAUCUAUGUAUGGUAAAUACGUGCUGACCAGGAACCUCCACAUAGCGUCACAGAUCUAAGACCUGACGAUAGCGAGGAAAAUCCAUUCUGGUACACUUUCAAAGUUCAAUGUACCUCUUGCAGAGAGAUACAUCCAAACUUCGUCUCUGUCAGUAGAUUUGUAAGUUGUAUGAAAGGCUAUAUGACAGACAGAAACUGAUCAAAGCAUAGGAAACAAAUGAGAUGAGCGGCAGCAGAGGAGAGGCGAAUUUCGUUUGGAAGUGCAAAUCAUGCAAGGUAUUUCACUUAAUAAACUUCAAAUCAUGUAAGACUAAAUACUGACUCAUGAAAUUUUCAGAGAGAAUCUUCUGCGACUAUCAAAAUCCCACCAAUUCCAUACGAGCAAGCUUCGCCACCAACACGGCAAAAGAUCAUUGAAUUUGAUUGCCGUGGACUUGAGUUUACAGAAUUUAAGCCAGAGGUAAGCCCACUUCAUAGUUGUAAUUUCGAUUAGCUGUAAUGUUCUAAUGAAUUACCUAGGGAGAAUGGUUGGCAACUGGUCUUGAGUCAAAUAGCAAAUUUACCGCUAUUGAACUUGAUGACGGAGAGUGGUUUGAUUAUGACGAGAAAGCAGGCGAUGAAGUCAGUAUCAAAGAACUGAAAUGGGAAAUUCGGAGGAAUUGAUGAGUGGUAUGGGAUUUGGAGAAUUGAAGUAGAAUGAUUUCCAUGUCUUAUGAUGAAGUCCAUGACAAUAAGCAGAAUAUAAAGAAAUUCAAACGUGAAUAUCACAACCGCAAAA